AACAUACAACUAUGCAAGUAUACCAUUGAUUCCAAAACAGGAAAGCCACCGUUUGCAACUUUGCAUUUCAUCGCUUCAAAUAAAAGGAAAAACAGUUUAUCUAUAUUUAUUUACAAAACAAGAACAAAAUAAAAAAAUGGGUGAAAAUAAAAAAGAAAUACGACCUGAAUAUGAUCUUAAUGCAAAGUGGGACGCCUGUUUGGAUUUGGGUAUUCGCCGGUUUGUUUAUGCCUCCGCCGCCGGUGCUUUUUCCGGCCUUCUUCUAUUCCGUACCCCUGUUACACGCUGGGCAUCAAUUGCUUUUGGUGCCGGAGUGGGUAUUGGAUCUGCAUACUCAGAUUGCUCUCAAAAGUUUGAUUCACCAGUUGCCAAGGACUGAAAAAUGACUCAGGGGCUCCAUGUGGAAGUGUAAUACAGUAGUGAAGAUUAUUGAUGUUUGAAGUAUCAAGCGAAUGGCUAUUGAUUUUAACUUUUGUAUGAAUUAGAAGAGGGUUAAUAAUUUGUGGUAAUGCCCUCUUAUUACAUUACAUACAUAUGGUGUACAAUCCAAUCUAUUUAAGUGUUGUCACCCGAUUCAUGAA
Erigeron canadensis is the source of this 581-nucleotide messenger RNA. RefSeq names its product MICOS complex subunit Mic10-like. Bases 137 to 379 code for a protein of 80 amino acids. Gene Ontology annotation, cellular component: mitochondrial inner membrane; MICOS complex; mitochondrion. The record is from RefSeq and is a predicted model, not a curated record. The transcript is spliced from 3 exons. Lineage: Eukaryota; Viridiplantae; Streptophyta; Magnoliopsida; Asterales; Asteraceae.